Penicillium pulvis is the source of this 1338-nucleotide messenger RNA. RefSeq names its product phosphatase PAP2 family protein. The annotation marks the transcript as partial. The record is from RefSeq and is a predicted model, not a curated record. Gene Ontology annotation, molecular function: inositol phosphoceramide synthase activity. NCBI's taxonomy places the organism in Eukaryota, Fungi, Ascomycota, Eurotiomycetes, Eurotiales, Aspergillaceae. The transcript has 3 exons. Gene Ontology annotation, cellular component: inositol phosphoceramide synthase complex. Gene Ontology annotation, biological process: sphingolipid biosynthetic process; inositol phosphoceramide metabolic process.
AUGGGCGCUGGCGCAUUCCUAGAACCGCUGGUGGUCAUCGUACUACUCUUUGGAGGCACCUGGAUCAAUCGGCGGACAAAUCUCUCCAUCUCUCGUCACAUCCGCCGCAAAUCUGCCGAAUAUGUACGAUCUGACUCCCCCGAUUUCCUCGAGUCUGGAUAUACCAGCCCAACUCCCAAGGAUGGACUGUUGAGCCCGCGCUCCGAUUCCCCGUCCCUGCAACUGUCCGACGACCGAUGGCGGACACGACAGAUCGGCAUCUUCCGUCUCUCCUGCCGUGUGACAUCCCCAAACACUGCUGUUUUCCAUGAUCGACUACUUAGCCGACUACUGCAGAAGCUACCCUUUCUAGCUGAGUGUUGGUAUUGGGCCUUGGUAUACUGGACAUAUCAACUCGGUCGAGCCUUCACCGCCGUCACUCUUCAAGAAGGCACUGUCGAUGUUGCCCGCCACCACGCGUUGCAGCUAAUUCGAUUGGAGAAGAAAUUAGGCAUCUUCUGGGAACUUGGAAUCCAAAAUUACUUCCUCCGCCAUCCCAUGGCCAUGACGUAUAUCAAUUGGAUUUACUCUUUCAUUCAUAUUCCUGGUACAAUCGCCUUCCUGGUGGUGCUCUACUACUACACCAUCACCCGAAACCGUGUCGAUGAGUCCCAGCCAGGCAAGCCUAGAGGCACAGUGAGUGGAUCCCCAGCGGGUCCGCUUCUCUACCAAGCCCGACGACGGACAAUGGCGGUAUGCAAUUUGUUGGCAUUCGUCAUUUUUACCCUGUGGCCAUGUAUGCCGCCGCGAUUGCUCAGUGACCCGUCUGCAGAGGGCAAGGAGGCAGAGCUGGGCCGCACCUAUGGCUUUAUUGAUACUGUUCAUGGUGCCGAGGGAGCGGGAAGUGUAUGGACUGAGAACCGCUUUUGCAACCAAUAUGCGGCCAUGCCAUCCUUGCAUUUCGGAUAUUCCCUUAUGAUUGGACUCACUAUUAUGACCAUUCCCCUUCCUUCGCAUCAUCAACGAACCCUUCCCCUUCGGUUUACUCGGGGCAUUGGAUUCCAGGUCCCCUCAUGGCAACGCGUUGUCUGCCUGGUAAUUGGGUUCUUGUACCCUUUCACCAUUCUAGUGGCCAUCAUAGCCACUGCCAAUCAUUUCAUUCUGGAUGCCGUUGCAGGUGCUUUGGUCUGCGGUCUGGGAUGGCGGUUCAACGGAGGGUUGUUGAAUCUGUUGCCCUUAGAAGACUACUUCCUCUGGCUUGUACGGAUUCACAAGCCUGAGCCAUCGGAGAUGAAGACAAUUGAGACAUUAACUGAUUGGUCCAGCGAUGAGGGUGAAUCGAGACAUGUGCUGCCUUCC